Acanthaster planci (crown-of-thorns starfish) is the source of this 4857-nucleotide messenger RNA. RefSeq lists its product as uncharacterized. Gene Ontology annotation, molecular function: DNA-binding transcription factor activity, RNA polymerase II-specific; RNA polymerase II cis-regulatory region sequence-specific DNA binding. Gene Ontology annotation, biological process: regulation of transcription by RNA polymerase II. NCBI's taxonomy places the organism in Eukaryota, Metazoa, Echinodermata, Asteroidea, Valvatida, Acanthasteridae. The record is from RefSeq and is a predicted model, not a curated record.
AUCGCGACAAACGCGUACAGCCCAGGUACAUACAUGUACAUGUACAUGGCCUAUAUGGAUGUACGUACAGUACAUGUACAUGUACGUUGAAGGUCGAAGCUAUAUCUGGCUGGCAGGACGUUACAAGGGUCCCAGCGGUCCUUACCAAGAAGCCUGUGUGGCAUUAUCAGUACAUCUUUAGUUUGACUUUGAGAUAAAUCAGCAGCUACCACUUCAAAGAUUUUCUCUGGGAGACAACACUGUCAAGAACAGACUCACAUAAAGCGACUCACUGACUUUAAAGUCAGGUGGAAGUGUUUUGCUCAAACAUAAUCUGUUUGGGUAAUUCCAGCCGAGUGUGGAUGAAACUUUCACUUUGCCACCAAUUGUGACAACAGCUUGUAAUUAAACUAAAUUAAGCAAGAUGAGUGAAGAUCAACCUGAGAAUGGAACAAAGACCAAGAAGGGACCCAGGGGGAAGAAAGGGGCCAAGAAGAAAGUGAAAUGUGCCCUGUGCGACUACACCGCCAUCCAGGGCUACCGGAUGAAACGCCACAUGCGGAUCCACACCGGCGAGAAGCCCUUCAUGUGCGCCAUGUGUGACCAGAGCUUCACUCAGAAGAGCAGCCUGAAGGAGCACCUGUGGAAGCACACGGCCCUGCGUUCCAGCCACAAGUGCCCCCACUGCGACACCGUCUUCAACCAGCUGGGCGACGUCAAGGCCCACAUCAAUCACAUGCACGCCGCCGGCGAGCAGAUGGCCUGCACCAUGUGCCCCUCUGUCUUCACCGACCGCUACAGCCUGCUGCAGCACCAGAAGACCCACGACGACAUGUUCCGCUACCAGUGCCUGGAGUGCGCCUUCUCGUCCAGGGACAAGAGCAAGCUCAUCCUGCACAUGAGCAUUCAUAACAAGCGCAAGCCCCUCAGAUGCAGUGCCUGCAAGGGCACCUUCAAGUACAGGCACAACCUCCUCAAUCACCUUUACCAGAAGCACGACAUCAACACAUUCGGAGACGAGUACGUUCCAACGCCUGAGGAAGCCCAGACUGAUGCACCCGAAGAGGACAUUUCCCAAAGGAGGCUGACCAGUCAACAGGAGCUGGAACAGCAGUACCAAAUUCUGGACGAGCACGGCAAUGCCCUGCAGCUGACAGAAGCCGAUGCUGAGGCCAUCCGCAAGGCCAUGCAGGAGGGUGUGGGAGACGAUACGCUACAGAUCAUCCAGAAUGAGGAAGGCAGUAUGACAGUCACUGUCGUCACAGUUGCGCCCACCCUGGAGGGUGUGAUCCACAACAUUGAGGAGGACAUGGCGGCGAUGGUCGAUGAUAACCCCUUAGAGCCGCAGCUCAGUGUGGCUGGGGAAGACUUCGGAGAGGGGAUUGUAUCAGCAACUGAUCAGGCUGAUGAGACACCAAGCGAGCAAGCCUAACAACACCUGGACCAUAUUCAUUAAGCCCCAUAAAUAAGAAGUCCUUUGGAAUUUGCAGCUUACUGUAACAGGAACCUUUUAUUAUUAGGAAUCAAAAUAAUGAAGAACAAAAGAUUAGGACCUUAAAAAUUCCUUGUUAUGAAGUACAAGGAUGUACAGUAAACUCUGGCUAAAUUGGCACUCUCGGGACUCCAGAAAUUACGAUGACUUACACGAAUGCCGACUUGUAUCAUGACUCGACAGUGCAGUACGUACAUGUACGUACAUGAUACAGUUACGGUACAGAAAACAUACACUCAUGCGCACAUGCAUUGGUUAAGUUCGUCCAAUAAGGCGACCCCCAAAAUGGACAGAGUGCAUGCGUGUAGCAAUAGAGGGGUUACUGGCAUUGAUGUACUCAUACUGGCCGAUAAUCAACCAUGGCCUGUGCUGUUACCACGAUGAAGGAAACUGAUACCGAAGCGUGAUUUUUUAAUGCCGACUUGCACAAAGGAAUUUGGGGGGUUUUGUGGAAAAGAGACCAAGAAAAACAUGCCAACUUGUACGAAAUGACGACUUAUAAAUGCCGACUUAGAAAUGAAAUUUUCAAUGCAAAUGCAUUACAGACUAUCAGGACUUUUUUCAAAAGGCGGACUUAGAUGAUAUGACGAGUUACGCAAUGUCGACUUAGUCAGAGUUCACUGUAUUAUCAAUGCUCUUAUUAAAGAGGUUUGACUGUACAUAGAUCAGGUGCUGGUGCAAAAGUGUGUACUUCAAGUGAAGAAGCCUCAGAAGUAACUUAAUUGGCAUGUACACGUACCUACAUGUACCAGAAUUGCAGUUGGUUGGUUUUUAUUUUGAGUCCUACAAGAAUUAUAGACAGAAAAAUACAUGUAACAUGGUAUCUUGUGAAUCAAAGAAACUAAACAAUGCCAUCUGUGGUGUUCUUUGUUGGACACACGUUGAAUCACGCGGUUAAAGGGUAGAUUUGUGCAGAUAAUUGCAAAGCAGACUGAAGUGUAGGUCCUUAUGUGCAAAUAUUGGUGUACUGUUAACAUAUGUGUACAUGUACUUCUGGCGAGAUGGGUGCCAAGACAUUCCACCAGUCUGCUCACACUUGAAUUACAAACUCAACAUUAUUAGUCAUGAGUAGUCAUGAGUUGUACUCUACCACGUCAUAUUUCAGUAUACUCAGGGACUCUGACAAGGAUCUGACUAUUACACUGGUAUUUACAGUGAUUCGCUUGUGUCAAAGACAGUGAGGGACAAUUUGGACAACUAGACAUUUGUGUAGUUCAACUCUAAACCCUUGGAUGUGUGAAAAUUCAUAUUGAAAUUGGAGAAUUCUGAACUGUUGACCUUAAUGAGCUCAUUAACAUCUCGGUGUUCUUCAUGGCUGUGUGCAAAAUGGGCAUUGUUGUCUAUAUGGCUAUUCGCUCUUUGCAUGCUGCCGCCAAAGGCGUGCAGAGCCUCGAUCUGGCAGCUUUACACAAUAAAUCUAGCCGGUCCAGCGAUUCUUGUGAAUGCUACUGAUGUAAUUUUGCACGUGCUGCGUUAGUUCUUAUACCAUGUGAAUGGACAAAGGGAUUCUGACGCAAUUGUACAAGCUGACAGUUCCCGGCUCUGCAUGCCUAUGGCAUCAGCGUGCAAAGAGCGAAUGGGUAUACUCCAAAGUGUACCAGUUGCAAAAACAAGCUGUGUCCACUCUCCACACAUAUCAGAUUUGGAGACAGCCUGAGCAUCCUACUAAAAAUCAAACAGAACCCAAUAAGAAGGCAUGAGGACUGUAGAACCCACUAGGAUUGGUCAGCCAGAAAAAAAGUUCUGUUUACCACUCAGGCCCUACGAAAGUCCAUCAUCGGUUGUCUGAUUUUGAAGAUUAGAAUUAACAGGCCUUGAAUUUUAGAUUUCUGCUAAUUUUCUGUGAAGUUCAUAUGUGGGUGGCCCUCUUUAGAGGAAACAGAUUUGCAAAUUUGUUGUGGUAAACAGUAGAUAUUGAAUUUGGUUUUAUCCUCGUUCUGCUCCUACAGGAACCACACAGGCCUGGUAUGGUUGGAGAGGUAAACUUCACAAUCUCCUUGUGCUUCUGCAUUCAGGGCCCAAAUAUGUUGAGUUUCCAAGCAAAAAAUGCUGCUUGGUGCUAACCAAAUUCACACGCUUUACAACUGUCACCUGAAUGCCAGUCACAAGAAAUAUCUAAUGACUGAGACUGUAGCUGACUCCAUCCAGAUCUGCUGAGCAAAUAUUUGCCAUGCUCAGCAAUAUUUGGUGCUCUAUGAUAUAGACCUCUGUACUGAUGACUGCCACACUUUGUUUACGGGAGUGCUUUCCUAUGGUGUUCAGCGGACCUUUGGGCUCCCUCUGGCUCCAUUGGAAAGUGUGCAUGUAAACAAAGAUUGAAGUCAUCAGUACAUAGGCCAAUGACUGGUCCCCAAUGUUUGAAACUGUACAUGCGUAAACCUGUUGAAUGCAUAGGCUCAAGUGUAUGUACAUGUAUGUGUACAUUGUAUGUGCAUGUACAUGUAUAUUGUCACCAAGGAACAGGCAUGUCAAGUUGAGCAAAACAAACCCGUGUUGCAGUUUUUUAUGUUUCUGUCUUAAAUAUGUGAAAACGGUUUCAUUAAUAUGUACAUUUGUACAAAUGUUUGUAAAUAAUCUACGUGUGUAUGAUAAAGAAAUCAACAAGAGAUGAAAAGAGAAAGCUGUUACAUGAUGUGCCAUACACAGUACAAAUGAAGUAUUUUUGGCAGACUUUUUCUUUCCCGUGUUGAGAAGUAUCAAUUUCCAUUUGAAGGAAAAGUUAGAAAAAGACGAAUUCCAUUAAGUAAGAAUAUCAAGAUGUUUACGUGGCAAAAUAGUGAUCUUAUUUGUGAAUAUUUUAAUGGUUUUAUGGUUGAAUGAAUUGAAUGGACACAUUCCGCUGUUUUUGAUAUUUCUCAUGGGUUGUAGGUAUCAUGCUCAUUCAUUAGCUGCCCUAAAAUAUGUGGCAUAAAAGUAGUAAAGCAAUCAAUUCAGGUUUCCCAGUGCUAAGCAUACAUUUAUUAUUAACUGAAAGGAUAUAUGUUAUCAAGUGUGAUUGUUGAAAGUGCUCUUGAAAUUUGGUUAUGGAAGGCAGAGAAAAAAAUUAGAGGCCUCAAAAGGCCACAGGCCUCAAAGCACAACGUACCCAGCACCAUUUGGUUUUAUAGGCUAAACAGUGAAUAAACAAAGUGUGAUACCGUGCGAUACAUGUACACAUGUGGUAAUGGGUUAAAUACAAUGUUUAACUUCAGCAAAUUUUUCAUGUACAGCCAAGAUCAUUUUUACUGGGAAUCCAUUCUUGAAUUUUGGCCCCAUUUUGGGAGGAUGAGUGUGUUGCCUAUUUUACUAGACUGGUUAGGGGUUAGUAUUUCUUAUAAUUCCAAAUGAAAAGUUGUUUAAAUCAGCAAGGCAAAUAAACAGUUGCAUACGUUGGAUUUUUCAAGAUA